Bemisia tabaci is the source of this 1000-nucleotide messenger RNA. RefSeq names its product RNA polymerase II subunit RpII15 (gene Polr2I). Gene Ontology annotation, cellular component: RNA polymerase II, core complex. The record is from RefSeq and is a predicted model, not a curated record. NCBI's taxonomy places the organism in Eukaryota, Metazoa, Arthropoda, Insecta, Hemiptera, Aleyrodidae. Gene Ontology annotation, molecular function: DNA-directed RNA polymerase activity; zinc ion binding; nucleic acid binding. Gene Ontology annotation, biological process: transcription-coupled nucleotide-excision repair; maintenance of transcriptional fidelity during transcription elongation by RNA polymerase II; transcription initiation at RNA polymerase II promoter.
GUUUACUUUUACUUUCGACUUUACCAACCGGAAAUUUGGAAAGCCUCUUGCUGAAAUCCUAACAGUUAUCUGAAAAUUUAUCGAAAGUUAUUCAAAAUUCUAAGAGUCUAUCAUAUUUUUCUUUAUGUUUAUGUGAAGAUUAUCCCACCAAUUUUUCCAUUUCACAUUCUCUCACCUUUUUCCAAUCAGUGAUUUCUUUCGACGAUGGGCGACCAAGGUUUUGUGGGGAUACGUUUUUGUCAAGAAUGCAACAACAUGUUGUAUCCAAAAGAGGAUAAAGAGAACAAAGUUUUACUGUACGCCUGUCGGAAUUGUGACUACAGACAACUGGCAGAUAGCAACUGUAUCUAUGUAAAUAAGAUUAUGCACGAAAUAGAUGAAUUAACACAUAUUGUAUCAGAUGUCAUCUCGGACCCCACUCUACCUCGCACUGAAGAUCACCCAUGCCCAAAAUGUAACCAUAGAGAAGCCGUAUUUUUCCAAGCCCAGACCAGAAGAGCUGAGGAGGAAAUGAGGCUUUACUAUGUCUGUACCAAUCAGCAUUGCACGCAUCGCUGGACUGAAUGAAGAAUGCAAAAUUCACCUCUUAAUGUUCUCAAGCUGUAUAUAUUAAGAUUAAGUUUUAAUCUAAGCACUUUUUGUGUUAAAUUCUAAAAUUCCAUUUCAAUUAUUUCAUCUAGUUUUUUUUUAAGUUUUCUUUUGACUAAAUUAAGAUAAAAAUAAUAUAAAAAACCCAAGUUUAAGAUUAUCCUCUUAAAUUUGUUGAUGCAGUCAAUCUCCAUACAUAUUUUGGUACCUCUUAACAUUUGAAAUUUCUCAUGAACAUUUUUCUCCAAUGUAAAACAACUUCGUCAAGCAAUAAAAAGGCAAUUAAAAGACAAUUCAAUAUUGGGAACCACUAGAAAGAAGAGUGUAAGGCAGAAAGGCCACUUUUCUUUUUUUUAUUAUUUUUUCAGGUUUUCCUGUAUUUAAUUGUUGUUUAAUUGUACAUUUGCAAAAA